UAGUAAAAAUUCGUGAUCAACUUGCCCCCCCGUCUAUACCCACCAACCCAUAGAAUCGUGUUCUUUUCAGAAACCUUGACGGCAACCCUAACCCUAAUCGCUUUCUACCUCGUUGUUGAUUCAGAAGAAACCCAAGAAACACCUCGUUUUCUAAAUCGUUGUUCAAGUCAGUCGAUCUUUUACCUUCAUUGAAUCGAAAUUUGAGAUUGGAUUCUAGAGUUGAAAGGGAAAGCAAAAGGGGUUUGAAAAUAUGGGGAAGAAGAAGAAGAGGGCGUCCGAUAAGGUAUGGUGCUACUACUGCGAUCGGGAGUUUGACGACGAGAAGAUUCUCGUGCAACACCAGAAAGCGAAGCACUUCAAGUGCCAUGUCUGCCAAAAGAAGCUCUCUACAGCCGGCGGCAUGGCCAUCCACGUUCUUCAGGUCCACAAAGAGACCGUCACCAAAGUGCCGAAUGCGAAGCCUGGCAGGGAAUCAACAGAUAUUGAAAUAUAUGGAAUGCAAGGUAUCCCACCUGAUGUCUUGGCUGCCCACUAUGGAGAAGAAGAGGAAGGGGGUCCAUCAAAAGCAGCCAAAGUAGAUGUUUCAGCAUCACAGUAUGUUGGAGGUGUUGUUCCAGGGGCGUUGCCUGCUGCUUAUCCUUCUCAAGCAACUUUGGGCGCAAUUCCACCAUUGUAUAAUCCUGCUAUACCUAUGCCCCGUCCUGGUUGGCCAACUCCACCCCGACCUCAGACGUGGUAUUCACAGUAUCCUGCUGUCUCAGUGCCACCACCUCCACCUAUCAGCUUGCCACAACAGCCCUUAUUCCCUGUCCAGAAUAUGAGACUCCCUGUUCCAUCCACUGCUCCUCCAACCCUGACAUCAUUUCCAGUUACUCCUCCAGGGUUGCCAACAGCUACAUCAUCUAUUCCGGUUUCUCAACCGUUGUUUCCGGUUGUUCAUCCGAACAGUAUUCCUGCUCAGAGUUCACCAUUUUCGGCACCUAAACUUUCAACAAGCUCUUCAGCUGAAGUGCAGAGCUCAGUUGACCCAAACCUAGCCAACAGCACUCCGGCAAUAAAUGGCUAUCAGGCUGCAGGCUCACAAGCUGCAGUACCAGUGAAUUCACAUUCUUAUGCCUCUGGGCCUAAUACUAGUGGACCUUCAAUUGGACCACCACCUGUAAUUGCUAAUAAAGCUCCUGCUACUCAGCCAACAACAAAUGAAGUCUACCUGGUUUGGGAUGAUGAAGCUAUGUCCAUGGAAGAAAGAAGAAUGUCAUUACCAAAGUAUCAGGUGCAUGAUGUUACUAGCCAGUUAUGCUGUAUCACAUCAUAUCAAAGCAAUCCAAUCUACUGUGUCUACAAUUCAACCCUCUUGAUUGUGAUGGGCUGCUUUACCGUUUCUCUUUUAAUUGUUUGCCAUUUUCCACUUGGCUAGCAAUCCCCACAUUUUGUGGCCAUCAGUGAUUCAAGUACGUAUUUUCAUUAUCAUCUUUGCUGAUAAUUAUAUAACGAUCUGGCAAGUGCACCUCAAUUAGAGGAAUCUUCAACAUUCGAACAAAGCUCUCAUGUUUCUGACAAGUAUGCUCUUUCUAUGUUUAUCUAUUUUAUAUAUUCUGGGUGGAAGAACAUACAUACCCAAAAGGUUUGUGCAUGACUAUUUUUUUGUUAAAAUAAAGCUAUUAGUGGUCGAACAGUGGCUCAAACUUGGCCCAGGUCAGAUUCUUUUGCAGAUUUGUUACUGAGGCAGUCUGAUAUUAUCAGACUGGUUCAUCAUGCUGAUUGCUGGUUACAUUCAAGCUCUAAUUUCCUAUUCUGAUUUUACAUGUGUCAGAUGAGCUCAAUAGAUGCAGCAAUUGACCGGAGAAUAUCAGAAAGCAGGUUGGCCGGGCGUAUGGCUUUUUAGGAGCCAGUUUCAAUAUCUCGGAGGAGCCAGGUGCUUAUGCCAAGUUCUAGUUUUCUAUAUCCACUGCCCUCUCACUUAGAUUGCUUGCUUGCUUGCUUGGUCUCCUCUUGCAAUGUACUCACUCUGGUUGUAUUUUUUUUGGGGGGUAAAACAUGGAUGGACCGUUUGCGGGACUAAAUUACACAUUUGAUUGGCGUAGGCUGUGCAUUAACAAUUAUUUAUUUCCUUUGAAACUAAAAUUCGGGUAUUAUAUUAUUGUGUUACUGCAAUUCUGCAAAAUUCUAAUAAUUGGUUGGUUGGAGAAAGUAUUAUUGUGAUGAGAUG
Ipomoea nil (Japanese morning glory) is the source of this 2209-nucleotide messenger RNA. Its product is annotated as protein SUPPRESSOR OF FRI 4. The transcript has 7 exons. Gene Ontology annotation, molecular function: DNA binding. Bases 251 to 1417 code for a protein of 388 amino acids. The record is from RefSeq and is a predicted model, not a curated record. Gene Ontology annotation, cellular component: nucleus. Lineage: Eukaryota; Viridiplantae; Streptophyta; Magnoliopsida; Solanales; Convolvulaceae.